Messenger RNA from Carassius gibelio (silver crucian carp), 6625 nucleotides. Its product is annotated as axoneme-associated protein mst101(2)-like. The transcript has 3 exons. Bases 1655 to 3196 code for a protein of 513 amino acids. Lineage: Eukaryota; Metazoa; Chordata; Actinopteri; Cypriniformes; Cyprinidae. The record is from RefSeq and is a predicted model, not a curated record.
AGCAUGCCUGACAAGUAUACCUUUUGUGUGUGUGUGUGUGUGUGGUGGUGCACUGGUUAAAGACUGCGAGCUGAGGUAAGGCAUCUUUUUGUAACCAUUUAAAAAUAAUUUGGAAUAUUCUGCUGAAGUAAAUGUUUCAAUGCAUAACAAAGCAUGCCUGACAAGUGUAUUUUUUUUGUGUGUGGUGGUGCACUGGUUAAAGACUGCGAGCAGAGGUAAGGCAACUUUUGUAACCAUUAAAAACAAUUUAGAUCAUAGUGCUGAAGUAAGUGUUUAAUUGUAUAACAAAGCAUGGCUGACAAGUAUACCUUUUUUUUCUUUAAUGUGUGGUGGUGCACUGGUUAAAGACUGAGUUGUGUGAGUUGAGACUACAAGCUGAGGUAAGGCAACUUUUGUAACCAUUAAAAACAAUUUAGAACAGUGCUGAAGUAAGUGUUUAAUUGUAUAACAAAGCAUGGCUGGCAAGUAUACCUUUUUUUCAUUUGGGGUGGCACAUUGGUUAAAGACUGAGUUGAGGUAAGUCAAACUUUUUGAACAUUUAGAAUAUACUGCUUAAGUACAUUUAAAUGUAUAACAAAGCAUAGCUAAAAAGUGUACCUUUUUCUUUUAUGUGUGGUGGUGCACUAGUAAUAGACUGUGAGUUGAGACAAGUUAAAUGCUUGCUUUUUUCAUGGCAAAAUUAAGACCAUAUCCAUGUGUGCUGGGCAGUCUUAAGAUAUUCAUCAGCACUUGUGUCUUGUCAAGGGCUUAUGUGAAUAAUGUAGCUGGUCAUUAUCAAAUCUUGCAUUGAUAUUUUAAUUAAGAAACUUUUAUUCGGUUUUCAUUCCUGUUGAUAUUAAUAUAUUUUCUUGAAAAAUUGUCUCCUUAAUUGAUAGUUUAUUUAGCUGUGAAACGUUUUUUUUUUUUUUUUUUUUGUGAAAGUGAAAUGUGUAAAUUGAAUAUAUGCUAAACAAUACUACUUUGUAUGUGUGCUGGUGAAUGGAUAAGAGUGUGAGUUGAGGUAAAAUUUAUAAUUUUAAUGUAAUUUUUAAAUGUAUGAAGUGAAGUUCUUAAAAUGCAUAACUUAUCACCCUCUUCUUUUUUGCAUGUGCUGGUACACUGGGAAAAGACCGAGUUGAGGUAAGUCAAACUUUUCGAACUUUAUUAAAAUGCAUUUAGAACAUCCUGCCAAAGUGUUUAAAUGUACAACAAAGCCUGGCUGACAAGUAUACCUUUUUUCUUUUAUGCAUGGUGGUUCACUGGCUAAAGACCGAGGUGACUGCGGCAGAGAGGCGGCGACUGCGGCAGAGAGGCGGCAGCUAUCGUCAAGAGUCUGCGGCAGAGAGGCGGCAGCUAUCGUCAAGAGUCUGCGGCAGAGAGGCGGCAGCUAUCGUCAAGAGUCUGCGGCAGAGAGGCGGCAGCUAUCGUCAAGAGUCUGCGGCAGAGAGGCGGCAGCUAUCGUCAAGAGUCGGCGGCAGAGAGUCGGCGGCAGAGAGUCGGCGGCAGAGAGUCGGCGGCAGAGAGUCGGCGGCAGAGAGUCGGCGGCAGAGAGUCGGCGGCAGAGAGUCGGCGGCAGAGAGUCGGCGGCAGAGAGUCGGCGGCAGAGAGUCGGCGGCAGAGAGUCGGCGGCAGAGAGUCGGCGGCAGAGAGUCGGCGGCAGAGGCAGAGAGUCGGCAUGCCGCGACCGAAGAAGAGGGCGACGAUAGCCAAACGUCUUUAUGCUCAGAGAUGUGCAAAUACAGAGGUUACGCUGAAUCCUCUUAAAAAAAAUGAUGCAUUGUUGUCACCAAAAGCUGGCAGCAUUGAAAACCCUUGCAAACUUGCAUCAGUAAAUGCAUCAGUAAACCUUGCAAACUUGCAUCUGUCACCUAAGCAAACCCUUGCAAACCCUUGCAAACCCUUGAAAACCCUUGAAAACCCUUGCAAACCUUUGAAAACCCUUGAAAACCCUUGCAAACCUUUGAAAACCCUUGAAAACCCUUGCAAACCCUUGAAAACCCUUGAAAACCCUUGCAAACCCUUGAAAACCCUUGAAAACCCUUGCAAACCCUUGAAAACCCUUGAAAACCCUUGCAAACCCUUGAAAACCCUUGAAAACUCAGAAAAAAAAGAAAAAGUGCUUACAAAUAUACAUGAAAUUUCUGUGAAUACUUUACCUGCAUAUUGUGAUUUUCCACAGCAAUCAGUGCAGAAAGGUUCUCUUGGUCAAGCAGUUGGCAGCAGUUUUCCACGGUCUUCCGGUAAAGCCCUUUACAGUGAAGUUGUAAAACGCCCUUCCAAGGUAUGUGAAUCAGUCAAGACUGAGGUAAGGACAUGUGAUUUUCAAGUAGACUCAGGCAAGCUCGGUCGACCCCAGAUGAGGUACCCAAUGAAAAGCAAAUCAAAACCCAUGCAAUCUGAACAAAACAUUCCUGCAAUUUGCCAUGAAAGUGCUUUGGGUGUUUGUUCUGAUUUUCCCCAGAAAUCCAUGCUAAGAGGAUCUUUUGAUCAAGCUGAUGCCCGCUUUGGAGAUUCACGCAACAGGCAGUGUGGAGCAAUCAGUCUGACGGCGGUGUUGAAAAGCAAGCUAAAGAAUGUGCUGACGUGGUCAACACCAGAUCUGGACGGUGUCUUGGUUGCAGGAACACACCUCUAUGAGUAUCUGAGAAAACAGGGUAACAUAAAAGACCGGGAAGUGAAGGGUAGGAAUUAUAUUGCAGUCCAUGAAUUACCAAGGCGACAUGUGUUGGGUAAUACUACAUUUUCCAUCGAGUACACUCCAUCUCUGACUGGUUUUGUUAAUGUCAAUGAGUACCACGAGUAUGACCAAGUCAUAAGCAGUGUAGCCAUGCCACUUGAUGUAGCCCUUCAGCAAACUCUACUUAGUGCUGAUGCUUUCUUGUUAACCAUUUGUGCCAACACAUCUGCAGUUAUUAAGCAGGGGUCAUGGUAUGCAGUCGUUGACUCUCAUGCCAUCAGGACAGACACAAGUUGUGUAGUUUAUCACAGUACCAUAGAGUCUCUGUACAACUAUAUCAAUGACAUGGCACAGUUGUUUGGGGAACCUGAGCCACCAUUUGAGAUAACUGGAGUUUUGGUUCAUGCAGAUGCAGAAGUGUCUGAUCCGCUGCAAGAAGCAGGCAGCAGCAGUUUACCAUGCUCUUCCGGUAAAGCCCUCUACAGUGACGUCUUAAAACGCACACCAAAGAUCGUUGGCACAUGUGAUAUGUGGAAGUGAGGAGAAACACUUGAAGGUUCGCCGUGCAGUUGUGAAACAUCUGAAGAUGAAUACUCCGCUGUUUGAGAGGUACGUGAGAAGUGAGUAUUCUUCAGCAGAGGAUUAUCUGACACGAUCUAGAAUGUUUUAUUCUGGCUCAUGGGUAACCGAAAUUGACAUAUUUGUUGCGGCCGAUCUUUUCAAAACCACCAUAAUGACUUUUAAUGACAGCCGAUGGAAUGCACACAAACCUACCGGAGAGGUAUCCAAUCAGAAUGCAAUUUAUCUGAAACACUGUAACCGUAAUCAUUAUGAAGUUGUGACAUGUGUUAAGCACAGGGAUCGAGAGAGUGUUUGUGCAGGAGCAUGUGGAAAUGUGGUGUCAAAUGAGGUCAGCAAACCAUGUCUGCGCAAAAGAAAGGUAAGCGAUGCUGCAGAAUGUUGUCCAAACAAAAGACAUCGGGAGAGAUAUCGCAACGACAGUGAGUACAGACAAAAAAAGCUGAAGCACGAGAAGUCAAAAUAUGGUAACGACCCCGAUUACAGACAGAACAAAAUUGAGUAUGACAAAACUAAAUAUAGUAGAGAUAAAUAUUACAGGGAUAAAAAAAAAGAAAUGCUUCGUGAUAAAUAUCUAAAAAAUUUUGAUAUUCAUUUAUCAAAGUGUGAACGUUCUAAGGCCAAGUACUCAAGCAAUAUUAAUUUCCAAAAACGUGUUUGCCAGUAUUCUCGAUUGAAAUAUAAAUAUAAUGUCUCUUUUCAGGCAAAUGUAUGCGAAUAUUCAAAGAAAAAAUAUCUGCAAAACCUGGCCUUCAAAGCAAGAGUGUGUGAGUAUUCAAAGAAAAAAUAUCUGCAAAACCUGGCCUUCAAAGCAAGAGUGUGUGAGUAUUCAAAGACAAAAUAUCUGCAAAACGUGGCCUUCAAAGCAAGAGUGUGUGAGUAUUCAAAGAAAAAAUAUCUGCAAAACCUUGCCUUCAAAGCAAGAGUGCGUGAGUAUUCUAAGAAUAGAAACAUUCAGAAUACAGCCUUUAAAAUUAAAAUGGUUAAGUAUUCUAUGAUGAAAUACCAUAAAGAUGGGAAGUUUCGUAUGAGUAAAAUUCAAAAAGGUUGUGAAGCAUAUGUAAGAAAGAAAGAACAACAAGACAUUGAUGUUGCGAUUGAUCAUUUUAGACAACAAAUUAGUAGUGGUCCAGAGUUUGUGUGCUGUGUGUGUCACCGUUUACUUUUCAGAAAGCAGGUUGUUGAAUGUAGAAGACAAUGCUAUGAAGACAAAGGUGUAAAAAUCGCUGCUUUGGGAAGAAGAUGCAUCACAACCAGGUAUGUUCAUGUCUGUGAUCAAAAGUGUGAAGGAUCUUCUGCUCAUUCCUCAGGAUGCAAAUUAUGGAUUUGUCUAACAUGUCAUCGAAAAAUCCUUUGUGGACAACUGCCCGAAGAGAGCGUUGCAAACAACAUGCAUUUGGUGGAUGUUCCGAAUCAACUGAAAUGCCUCAACUCUUUGGAACAACAUCUCAUUGCACGUAACAUUCCUUUUAUGAAAUUACUGUGCCUUCCUCGUGGUAAACAACAUGGAUGCCAUGGCCCUGUAGUGUGCGUCCCAGUUAAUGCCACAGAGGUGUCCAAUAUCCUUCCACGAAAUGAAUGUGAUGACAAGAUGAUAAGGAUCAAACUGAAACGCAAGUUGACCUACAAAGGGCAUUAUGAGUACAAGUAUGUACACACUGAUCGUGUUAGAAAUGCUCUGAAAUAUUUAAUCCGGUUCAAUAAGUGGUUCAGUGAUGUGGAGAUUAAUCGGCAGUGGAUCAACUCUUUGAACGAACCCGAAGAAAAUGUUGUAGAUGAAAUGGAGCAACAAGACGUAGUUGAAAAGAUUGACGAAAAUGACCUUGAUGAACAGCAAGAGGAAGACCUUACCUACAUCAAAGAGCAAAGUGGUCUUUUGUCAGAUACAUCAUUGCAACCUGUGGACAUCGGUUCAGAAGUAAUUGAUCAGCAUUUCCAGGAUGUAUUAAAUCUGGCACCUGCUGAAGGUAACAGUCCUGUUAGUUUGUUAUCCGAUAGGUCUAACGAAGCAAAAUGUUUCCCUGUUCUGUAUCCAACCGGUGGUCCGACAUUUCAUGAUAAGAGGGAGGUAAAAAUAACAUUGUCGAGAUACUUGAAUGCAAGAAUCCUCAAUGCAGAUGGACGUUUUGCACGAAGCACAGACUUCAUUUUCUAUGCACAGUAUCUGUCUGAGAUUGAUCAAGUUGUAUCCAAUGUUUCAAUUGCUUUGCGCAAAGGAUCUGAGAGGAGUUUGUUGACUGAAGUGACAUCAGAUGUGCUAACAAACCCAGACUCGUUAUCUAAAAUCUUGAAUUUUGAUGAAGGAUACAAGUUUUUGAGACCAAUCCGUGGAACACCUCCAUAUUGGCAGUCUACUCAAAAGGACCUUUUUGCACUUGUAAGACAGCUAGGUAUUCCAACUUUCUUUGCAUCCUUUAGUUCUGCGGAUCUCAGAUGGCCAGAAAUUAUUAGUACCAUAAUCAAACAAGAACGGAAAAAUCUGAAAGCAGAUGAACUUGACUGGUCUGAAAAAUGUGGUUUGAUUAGACGAAACCCAGUGACUGCUGCAAGAAUGUUUGAUCAUAGAUGGCAUUGUUUUCUGAGAGAUGUAAUCAUGUCUUCAGCUCAACCGAUCGGGAAGAUAGUAGAUUACUUUUAUCGUGUAGAGUUUCAACAGCGUGGAUCUCCUCAUGUUCACUGUCUGUUUUGGGUUGAAAAUGCCCCAACGUUAAAUGAAGACAAUGAAGAAAACGAUGGUUUGGUUGCUAGUUUCAUUGAUCGUUACAUCACUUGUGAGACCCCAAGCGAGGAUGAAACUGAACUGUUUGAGAUUGUCAACGGUGUUCAGAAGCACAGUGUCAGACAUUCAAAGACAUGUCGUAAGAAAAAGACAGUUUGCAGAUUUAAUUUUCCAAGACCCCCAUCAAGCCGUACCUUUAUUACAAGAGGUGGUAGUCGAGACGAUUUGAAAAGUGGUGAUGGAAAAGAUACUGCACGUACAGUUUUAGAAAAAGUGAAAAAGGCUUUAACAGCUUCUGAUAUGGAUUAUGACUCAACUGAUGCAUUUUUUGAAUCCAUUGGUAUUAACCAAGCUCUCUUUGAGAAAGUUUAUGCACAGUGUUCCAAAAAGAAAUCCGUUGUCCUUAAAAGAAGUCCGAAAGACGUCUGGGUGAACCAGUAUAAUCAACAUUUACUGCGUGCCUGGCAAGGCAACAUGGAUAUCCAGUACGUCACUGAUGCUUACUCUGUAGUGGUUUACAUUAUCAGUUACAUCACAAAAGCAGAACAAGAAAUGGGAUUGUUGCUGCAACGUGCGCAAAACGAAGCCAUGAAUGGAAACCUUGAAGCGAGAUCAUCACUGAAGAUGCUUGGUAGUGUAUAUCUUCACAACAGAGAAGUUUCUGCUCAAGA